GGCGGUUCUGUGUUUUCUAUGGGUUUACCUAUCAAUCAGCGCACUGUUUGAUUGGGAUGGUUGCCCUUCACUGUAAUUCUAUACAUUGACAGCUAUGUUAAUCAUUAUACUAACUUCUCUUCAUUUAAUCACCCGAUAGGAAUUCCCGAAAUAAAAACUUCUUAAAAUAGUGUUUCAAAUGUUUUAAAAUUAGAAGCUAAGAAAUGGAAUAACCGCUAAUCCUCGUGAUGCUUCACCUUCUCUUAGCCUGUGUAGAAUAUUUGAUAGAGUUAGUGUUAGUUUAUUAUUAUCCUGAAUGUGUUGUGGAUUAGUUUACAUGGAAACGUUUCUUCAUGUUUUAGAUAAUAUGAUGACGUAAAAAUAUGGCUGUCAAAUCAUUCAGGCGAAAAGCGUUUUCUGUUCAUAUGUAAUGGGACGAAGGAAAAUUGAAGUCCGAAAAAUCGAAGACAAAAACAAGUGUGUGGCCACUUUUCGCAAGCGUCGAAAUGGUUUAUUUAAGAAGGCGCUUGAAUUACACCGUCUGACUGGUGCAGAAAUUACACUUACUUUAGUAUAUAACAAGUCCAGAUAUUGCUUCAACUCUCAUAGUAAUACGGAUGAUAGAGGAAAUUCAGUAAAUACUUUUCACUACAACAAACAUUUCCAGUUCAAGGCAUGCGGAUCUAAUUUACUACAAGGUUGCAGUGAAACUAACUGUUUAUCCAAGCUGUCAAAAAAUAGUUAUUCAAAGCAAAAGAAUGAAACACCAAUUAAAUUGAAUUCAUUUCCAGUGAUGAGUCCGAUUAACAACUGUGCCAAAUCUAAAUAUAAUAAAACUACUAAGUUAACUAGUGAAGAGAGAUUGGCUAAUUUACGACAUAUAAUUGUUGAUGAAUUAUUUAAACGUGCGCUUAGACGAUUUUGUUCUCUGACCAAAGUAUCCGGUUUAAAUAAGAAAGAAUCAAUAAUUACUCCGUGUUAUAGUAGUAGUGGCAGUCAAACUAUGUUAAGUCCAUCAUGUAUUACUCCUACUCAUAAAAUCUCGUCAUCUCAUCUGGUAAAUCAAUCAGAAAAGGUAUUUAAUGAUGAAAAUAUUUUACCAAUAAUUCAAAUGUAUUCUCCAACAACAAAUUCAUCAUUAUUUGAUUCAAAUAAUCUAUCAUUGCAAUGUAUUUAUUAUUCAUUGAAUAAUAAUAAUAAUAAUAAUAAUAAUAAUAAUAAUAAUAAUUUAUCAUAUUCUUCAUCAAGCACUACAACAGAUCAACAAUUAUCCAAAGAAUUUGAUUCAAGUCCAUUGAGUCAAAUUUUAGAGUUUAUUGACGAGAAUAAUAAUAAUAAUACUACUGGGACUAAUACUACUAUUAAUAAUCAUGACAAUGACCAACCCAACGAAGAUAACAUUAAUACUAGAAAAGAAUAUUUGGAUUUAGAUAAUGAUGAUACAGCACAAUCGUCAUGCUUGUUAACUGGAUUACAAACACCAAAUAUUAUUUGUUAUUUAGAUGAACCAGUUAUUAGUUAUUAUUCAAUCAACAAUUCGUCGAUUGAAGAUUGCUAACCCGUCUUUUUUUUGUUUUUGUUUUAGUGAUUAUUUCUUAUUUCUUUGAAAGAAAACUAUUGUGAUACGUAAUUUUACUUUUUUUUUCUAUGUAUUUAUUUUAUUUUUCUUUUAUUUAUUUAUUGAUUGAUUCAUUUACCAUUUUAAUCACCACCAUCAUCAUCAUUAUUAUGUUAAGUCAUCACAUUAUAUAUAUGUAUAUGUAGGUAUGAUAUGAUAUCUCAUGACAUUGUCUAGGUUAUUAAUUUAUAUAUAUAUAUCCGAAUUUGUGUUGUGUUCAUUUAACUUAUGUACGCAU
Molecule: messenger RNA, 1835 nt
Organism: Schistosoma turkestanicum
Lineage: Eukaryota; Metazoa; Platyhelminthes; Trematoda; Strigeidida; Schistosomatidae
Source: the annotation of a GenBank genome assembly